Molecule: messenger RNA, 2064 nt
Organism: Arctia plantaginis
Lineage: Eukaryota; Metazoa; Arthropoda; Insecta; Lepidoptera; Erebidae
Source: the annotation of a GenBank genome assembly
AUGACUGCUGGAGGAGAGGAACACGAGCCUUUGAUCACAUCUUCGGUUGACAACCAACGUGUUACCUUUAGUAAUACUCCACAUGAAGAUGGGUCACCAGCUUCCACGCCGCGCGGCAGUGGCGGUGAGACUACUUUAUCACUGCCCACACCUCGUAACUACGGAGCAAUCGGUGGCAUUGAGAAAGUCACUUACACAUGGUCAGAUAUAAAUGCCUUCGCCACAGAGUCCAGAUCUAGAAACAGAAAAUUCUGGAACUUUUGGAAGCCUUCAACAAGCGGAAUGUUUCAGCAACGAAAACAGCUUUUAAGGAAUGUAAAUGGUGCUGCGUACCCCGGCGAGCUGCUCGCUAUCAUGGGUGCUUCUGGCGCUGGGAAAACUACACUUCUAAAUACUUUGACAUUCCGCACGCCUUCAGGAGUUCUAUCUAGCGGUACUAGAGCCUUGAAUGGUCAGCCAGCAACACCGGAAGCCUUGGCUGCUCUAUCAGCCUAUGUACAGCAACAAGAUCUAUUUAUUGGAACUUUAACGGUUAAGGAACAUCUGAUAUUUCAGGCUAUGGUACGUAUGGACCGUCACAUUCCAUACGCUAUGCGCAUGCGUAGAGUUCAAGAAGUCAUAUCUGAGUUAGCACUUUCAAAAUGCCAGAACACAGUGAUCGGCAUCCCAGGACGUCUAAAGGGUAUUUCUGGAGGGGAGAUGAAACGCCUCUCCUUCGCCAGCGAGGUAUUAACAGAUCCACCUCUCAUGUUCUGUGACGAACCCACCUCCGGCCUGGACUCUUUCAUGGCACAAAACGUUGUUCAGGUUUUAAAGGGCCUCGCCCACAAAGGCAAGACGGUAGUAUGCACCAUUCACCAGCCAUCUUCAGAGCUGUAUACGAUGUUCGACAAGCUGCUCAUCAUGGCUGACGGCAAAGUUGCUUUCAUAGGCUCUCCGGACCAAGCCAACGACUUCUUUAAAGAGUUGGGUGCAGCAUGCCCACCCAAUUAUAAUCCCGCCGACCACUUCAUUCAACUUCUGGCCGGAGUACCUGGCAGGGAAGAGACCACGAGGGCAACCAUUGAUACAGUAUGUUCGGCUUUUGCAAAAUCCGAAAUCGGAUGCAAAAUCGCUGCUGAAGCUGAGAAUGCGAUGUAUUAUGAGCGUAAAAUAGCAUCUGGUUGGGCCGACCAACCCUGGUCUGAGGUGACCGCGUUCCGCUCGAAACGAUCUCCGUACAAAGCGUCCUGGUGGGCGCAGUUCCGGGCUGUUCUGUGGCGCUCUUGGCUCUCCGUCACUAAAGAGCCCAUGCUUAUCAAAGUUCGUUUCUUGCAGACCAUUAUGGUGUCAAUUCUUAUCGGGGUCAUAUACUUCGGACAGCACCUGGACCAGGACGGUGUGAUGAACAUCAACGGCGCCAUCUUUAUGUUCCUCACUAACAUGACCUUCCAAAAUAUCUUUGCCGUUAUAAAUGUAUUUUGUUCAGAGCUCCCAAUCUUCAUUCGAGAGCAUCAUUCAGGAAUGUAUCGAGCUGAUGUAUACUUCCUAUCGAAGACGUUGGCAGAAGCGCCAGUGUUUGCAACAAUACCGCUAGUUUUCACCACCAUAGCGUACUACAUGAUUGGCCUAAACCCUGACCCGAAGAGAUUCUUGAUAGCUUCAGGAUUAGCAGCGCUGAUAACAAAUGUCGCUACUUCAUUCGGGUACCUGAUAUCAUGUGCAAGCAACAGCGUCAGCAUGGCGGCAUCUGUGGGCCCUCCCAUUAUUAUUCCCUUCAUGUUGUUCGGUGGUUUCUUCCUCAAUUCCGGGUCUGUUCCUCCAUACUUGGCUUGGAUAUCAUACCUAUCUUGGUUUCAUUAUGGCAACGAGGCUCUCUUGGUCAACCAAUGGUCUGGAGUGGAAACCAUUACAUGCACAAGAGAGAACUUCACCUGUCCUGCUUCGGGACAAGUUGUUCUAGAUACACUCAGUUUCUCUGAGAAUAACUUCGUAAUGGACAUAGUAAACAUGAUUCUACUAUUCAUCGGAUUCAGAUUCCUCGCGUAUCUUGCCCUGCUCUACCGUGCGCGUAGGGCCAAGUGA